Molecule: messenger RNA, 4071 nt
Organism: Cotesia congregata
Lineage: Eukaryota; Metazoa; Arthropoda; Insecta; Hymenoptera; Braconidae
Source: the annotation of a GenBank genome assembly
UUGCACCAUCAAGUCAAAAUGGAGUUCAAUUUACCACUCAAAAAAGAUGAUUUGUUAAAAGAAGUCGAUGGAUGUUAUUGUGUGAAAACAGUGGUCGCCUUACGCGAUCUUACUAAAGUUUUUGAUGAUAAUCGACAAGCGUUGCAAAUUAAAAAGUCAGCAUUCAUUUUAGACCAUUUUGACGACUUUUUUGCUGUGUUAGUUCAUAGUAAAAAUAUUGAAGAAUCAAUAAUUAUGAGAGCUUUUGAUCGUUUGUAUAAAUCGACUGAAGUAUUUGUUAAGGAUUUGGAGACUCAUGAUUUCUCUCAAGAUAAAAAGGAAAUUUUAUGCAAAGUCAAAAUGCAUGCGUAUUUGCUUUCGAAUUUUAUGAAUUUUUUAGAAGAUCAUACACUUAAAUCAAACAACCAAUUCGGAGAUAGAGGAACAGGAAAAAAGAAGAAAACGGACCAAAAAUCUGAGGCUAGGAAAGAAUGGGAAUUUAAGCGUAAUAAAAUUUUACUCAUCAUUCAUAAUUGGUUACAGUUACCAUUAAACGAGUUGUGGGACCCACCAAUCGUUGAGCAAUCAUUUGUGAUGUUAUUAGCAGAUAUUUGUUAUAAAAUCAUAGAGUUUGACAAAGAUAGAAGUGAUAAGCAAAUUAAACAAAUUGUUUGGCAAAUUUUGGGGAAUCUUGUUAAAAAUUAUAGUCAUGCAGUUUCGUGUAAGAUAAAAAUUAUUCAACUAGUGAAAAUGUAUGAUAAUUUGGUAGCAUCAUUAGCUCAAGGAGUCGUAAGUAUGGUUACCGAACAUCAAGGUCAAAGUUUUAUAACUGAAAUUUUAUAUGAAAUUGAACAAGUUAAUUUUGAAGAAUCUGAGGCACGUAAUAUUGCAUCAUUUCUUUCGACUAUUGCUGCCACAAAACCAGAGCUUUUUUUAUCAGACACUGAUGAUAUUAUGGAUCAUGUAUUUGGCUUCCUUGAUAAUGAAUCUUACAUAAUGAGAAUCUGUUCUAUUGAUAUAAUUGAAAGUGUACUCAUUAAUUGUUUGUCGCGAGAAAAUUUAAUUAAAAAACGGAGAGAAUUACGUGAUGAAUGUUUCCAAUUUUUAUAUACACAUAAAUUAGAUUGUAACAGUUUUGUUAGAUCUAAAGUAUUCCAGGUUUGGCAAAAAUUAUUAUCUUCUCAGGCAGUCCCAAUUCAACAAAUAGUGCCUCUUGCAAAAGCUGUAACACCACACCUGCUCGAAGUUGGUGCUAUUAUGAGAAAACAAGCUCUUCAAGUAAUACGUCAUCUAUUAGAGUGCAAUCCAUUCACUUUCAAAUUUGACAAACCACAAUUAAUUGAUAAUCGUAAAAAUUUUGAACAACAAUUACGUGAAUUACAAGCUAAUUUUGUUACAGAAAGUGCAAGCGGUGACGAUGAACGUAUUGAGCUUUGGAAACAGCUAGCUCCUGAGAUUAAAAAGGCAAUCAAAAGAUCCUUUGAAGAUGAUAAUGAAGAUAAAGAAGACAGCGAUUUAAGUGAUGAUGAUCAAGAUGAUGGAGAUGAAGAUGUAGAUAUUGACAAAGAAUGGGAAUCGAUACGAAGUUUAAUUGUUGAUCGUAAAUUUUUAGCAGCAGUGAAGCGAUUGAAAAUAAUUCUAAAAAAAGUAAAUUUGGCAUCUGAUUCUUGUGAUAUUGAAAUUGAUGGCAGAGAAGAUUGUUUCUUACUUUUCCUUGCUCAUAUAUUUUUGAAAUCACAAAGCGAUAAUACUAGUAAAGAUAAAUUUGACAGUGCUCAAUGGAAAAAACGUAAACAAGCAGUAAAUUACUUGAAACAAACUUUAAAUAUAUAUGAAAGUAUGAUAACCUUUAUAACAGAAUUAGAGGCCGCAAUUCCCAUUGUUAAACAAAUGUUAAACGCAGCAGCACCUGGAGUAGCUAUUGAAGCUUGUGCUUUGUUAGGUAAAGCCUAUAAAUUUAAUAUUAGUGGAGCUGAAGAAGCAUUUCAUGCGGCAUUAUUACAAGCUUUCAGUAGAGAUGAAUCAGUGAAAAGGAAUGUCGCUGAAGUUUAUAAAGAAAUAUAUUUUAAAAGCCAAGAUAACAUUCCAAGUCGCCAACGUGCAAUGAUUUCCGUCAACGGAUUGAUUAACUUAUUAAAAACAUUAAAACCAGGUCAAAGUCCAGCUUUAGAACAGCUUGUAGGAGAGUGGUGCGAUAACAAAGAUUUAGAUGAAGAUAGUUGGCAAAUAAUGUGGGAAAAAUAUAGUUUUAAAACCUCAUCAGUAACAGUAAUUGAGAGUCGUUGUGCUAUUAUCCUGCUUAAAAUGGUAGCGGCUAAAAAUCCAAAACUUAUCCUCAAGAACUUAAAUAUUUGUAUUAAAAUUGCUUUUCAAACACAUGAUGAUAUUUUAUUAGCACGUGAUACGUGUAAAGCAAUAUCUAUGAUUAAACAUGAAAAUACGGAAAAUUCCAAAAAAGAACCUUUGAAAUUUGAAAAUGAUCAUGAAUUAUUUCAGGCAAUCUCAUAUUUAUUGAUUAAUAAAUUUGACUCAGUUUCGCCAAUGACAUAUGCUUCUUUUGCCACUGAAGCAAUCAAUGUAAUUUAUCAGUUUGCGAAUACACCAGAUAUUAUUAUGAAAGAAAUUUUAUCAGAGCUAUCAGCAGAACCUACGAUCGAAAAUGAUGUUCCUGAAUCACAUUUAGCUAAAUUUUUAUAUGUAAUUGGUCAUGUUGCUGUCCGACACAUGGUACAUCUUGAUGUGGAAAUUUACAAUGAAUUGAAACGUCGUAAUGCCAUUCGUGAUGCAGUAAAAGGUAAAAAGAAAAAUAUUUUGAAUAAUACUAAUAAAAACAACUCGAUAUCAUCAUCGCCUGGCUCUGUUCAAUCAUCCGCAAGAAAAGCUCGUCAAUCAAUAAAUGUGAAUCGAAGAAAUACAACAGCAUCAGAAGAAACUGAAGAAGAUAUUCUUUCUGGGGCAACUGCUGAUGAUAAUGACGCUGAAGCAAUUAACGAUGCUUUGGAUAAUAACGUUGUGAAUGAAAGUGGUUUGUUAGCAGAAUAUGUUCCUCUCAUAGAACAGGUGUGUCAAAAUCCAGAAAAGUAUAAUAAUAGAUAUAUUCAGGUUUGGGGUGUGCUGGCACUUACUAAGAUGAUGACGGUAUCUUCAAAAUUCUGUCAAGACCAUCUUCAGUUACUCAUGACAAUACUAGAACGAUCAACUUAUCCGGAAAUAAGAUCCAAUAUUUUAAUCGGUCUUUCUGAUUUAAUGAUCAGAUUUACAAACGAUAUCGAUCCUUGGACUAGUCACAUGUACACCAGGCUUUUUGAUCAAGAUGUAGGAGUACGUCGGACAGCUGUAAGAAUACUUUCUAGUUUGGUUAAACGAGAAAUGAUUCGCGCAAAAGGACAAAUGUCAGAAAUGGCUUUGUGUAUCAUUGAUCAAGAUGAACAAAUAAGAAAUGAUGCUCAAUUAUUAUUUAAAGAACUCUCUAAAAAACCUAAUGUUCUAUGUAAUAUUUUACCAGAUAUUUUAUCCAAGUUUUCAUCUGCAGAUGAGGAGAAAAUAAGUGAAGAGGAUUCACAAACCAUUUUCAAAUUUAUAUUUUCAUUAUUCAGCAAAGAAAGAGAAAUGGAGUCUGUAUUAGAUAAAAUUUGCUUUAGAUUUAAAGAUGUAACUACAGAAAGACAAAGCAGAAUUUUAACAUAUUGCUUAUCACUUUUACAAUUAAAUAAAAAGGGUAUAGCUCAUUUAACAAGAAAUCUUUCACUCUUUAAGGACAAACUUCAAAAUAAACACGUGUAUCUUGCUUUGAGAGAAGUAAUAGAACAAGCUAAGAAGAAAGCCGAUGUUAGAGAAGCUUGCGUGAUUUUAGAACAAGAGAUCGAAAAAUUAAUGGACGAUUCAAACUCGAAUAAUCAUCCAAAUACUCAAAAUCAAAAUAAAGAAAAUGAAAAUCCUCCUGAAAAUUUAACCAACAACACUGUUAAUGUUAACACCACCAUUAAUAAUAGAAAAAAUACUAAUAGCGAUCGAGAAGUCAUGCCUCCUCCCGAAAUUUCUCCGCCAAAACGACGUUCAGCACGUCAGUCAACAAAGCGGAAGAUACAAUAG